AUGACACUUGACAAACUAAUUGAUUCGCACAAGCUAAUAAGUCAACAGCAGGUGAGCCAACAGCAGGUGAGCCAACAGCAGGUGAAUCAACAGCAGGCAAGCCAACAGCAGGCGUUUCCAAGCUUGAACAUGAACUUGGACUCUGACGCAAAGGAACCGCUGAGAAAUGGCAGAAAAAGCAUAGACAGCAUAGACAGCAUAGACAGACAAUACAAGGACGGCAGGCACAGCGAGGACAGCAUAGACAGACAAUACAAGGACGGCAGGCACAGCGAGGACAGCAUAGACAGACAAUACAAGGACGGCAGGCACAGCGAGGACAGCAUAGACAGACAAGGCAAGGACAACAACAACCUUCUUGUUGCUGGCAGUUUGCAUCCAAAGCGCAAGCGAGGGUUAUCCUUACGAACACAAUUGUUCAACAAAGCUUUCAAUAUUCAAACAGAGCCGUACCCCCCACAGUCAGAAACAAACCAACCCCAGCUCCAACCCCAGCCCCAACCCCAGCCCCAGCUCACACCAGUACACAAUGUCGCUUUUGAAGCACAAAAUGAGAUUGAGCUUGAAAACAUUUCAAAAAACCGGUUUUUUAUGCCGCCUCCAGCUAUAAACAUUGAAAAGUCACCAGAGCCAAUUUCCGUUAACUCCAAGGCAAUAAACUACGAUCUCCCAUAUAUAACAGUGGAUGCACAUUUGACAAAAUCGUCAACUCAUUUAACCGCAGACUCUAUGAAGACAAAUACUAGCACAAACUCGUUUCUUGCCAAGAGACAACGAUUGCAUCGCGUUCCUAGAAACGCCUUUAUCAGAAAAGUUGUUGAUUUGAAAAACAAAAUACUAGGCAUCAAGUGUUUACCCUCUACAGAAUGUGGAAGAAUCAUACCAUUGAGCGUCAACCCAGAAUCAGUUAAUGAGUACUAUCAGGAUGAAUACUACUUGCCAAAACUAAAAGGCUUUAUAGAUGAACGAACAAACCAGCCUUAUGUCAGUAAUUUGAUCACCUCAUCAAAAUAUACGAUAUACACAUUUCUACCGAAACAACUACGAGCGCAGUUUUCCAAAAUUGCCAAUUGCUAUUUCAUGGUGGUGGCCAUCAUGCAAAUGAUACCGGGCUGGUCAACUACCGGCCACUAUACCACCAUCAUACCACUUUGCAUAUUUAUAUCCAUCUCCAUUGCUCGAGAAGGCUUUGAUGAUUGGAAAAGGCAUGGUCAUGACAAAGAGGAGAAUAAUAAGCUCACUACAGUUGUUCGAGAGGAUACCGAGUUUAGCAAUUUCGAUGCCCAAUCGAUCAACACAAUAAUGACAGAAACAAUCCCAGUGGUUCCCGGACAAAGUUUGUUGAAAAGUCAUCAUUUGCAAGUACAACUAACAGUGUCCAAAAACUCAUCCUUAUCUGAUAUCGGGGAUUCUUUAACCCAAGAAAACUUGUCAUUCACCAAUAAGGAAGCAAUCAGACUGUAUAAUCUUAAAGAGUGUCCUACAAAGUGGAAAAACGUAAAAGUUGGUGAUAUUGUUAAAAUCAACGAGAAUGAGUGGUUUCCCGCUGAUGUGAUCUUGAUUGGAACAAGCAACAAGCAAACACAAGAGGCAUUUGUAGAAACUAUGGCACUUGAUGGAGAAACAAAUCUUAAGCCUAAAGUUCCCCAUAGAGAGAUUUCCAAAAGAGCUUCAACAGUUCCUGGCUUGAAGAAUUUACGUACCCUAGUGACUACAGAGGACCCUAACAUAGACCUUUACAAUUUCGAAGCAUCUUUUCAAAUUGAAGAUACCGUUUAUCCCCUUGGCUCUGAAAAUGUAGUGUAUCGAGGCAGCAUUUUGAGAAACACAGAGUCUGUUUUGGGUCUCGUUGUAUUUACCGGUGAAGAGACUAAAAUAAGAAUGAACAAUAUCAAAAACCCACGUACUAAAGCACCCAAAUUACAAAAGAAUAUCAAUUACAUUGUUAGUUUCAUGGUAUUUGUUGUCAUUAUGUUAUCAGCAUUUUCAACUAUGGCGCAACGCAUCAAACUCAAUGAAACAAGGAAUAAAGCUUGGUAUUUACAGGGACAGGAUGCAGGUGUAGCAGCCACUUUGAUGGGAUUUAUUAUCAUGUACAACACCCUAAUUCCGUUAUCGUUAUAUGUCACGAUGGAAAUCAUCAAGGUUAUGCAAUUGUGUUUCUUGCAGUUUGAUAUAGACAUGUACCACAAGGAAUCCAACACACCAGCUGAUGCGAAAACAGCUACAAUUCUAGAAGAAUUGGGUCAAGUCUCCUAUAUAUUCAGUGAUAAAACUGGUACAUUAACAGACAACAAGAUGAUAUUCAGGAAGUUUAGUGUUUGCGGAGUUAGUUGGCUACAUGAUUUAGAUCUCAUGUUAAAUGAACGUGCUGAGCCUGGAAAUACUGAUAUCCAACCAUUAAUACCGCGAACAAGUCUACAUUACAUCCCACUCUCACUCUCACAACAACACACGUCUCUUGCAAAAAAGACUCCAGAGGAUAAGACAAAUGGCGUGAGUGCGCGAAUAAGUACGACUUCGUUGGUACGAGAAAGUAUGGACGUGGGGCAAUCAGGGUUGAGUGCAAAGACAUGGGUUUCAACGGCACAGCCGCACAAAGUACAGGAUACACUCAACUCUAUACAGUUAUUAAGAUACUUACAAUCACACCCACAAACUUUAUUUUCCAAAAAGGCAAAGUUUUUUCUUUUAUCUUUGGCCAUUUGUAACACUUGCCUUCCAAGAAAGAUCGAGAAGAAGGAGUCAAGACAACGAGUAAACGACUCUUGUUCGUCGUUGGAAGAAGUUGCCGAGAAUCAGGAAGUUUUAGAUGAUGCUUCAAUUACGUACCAGGCAGCUUCUCCCGAUGAGUUGGCUUUGGUUCAAGCAGCGAGAGAUUUAGGAUAUGUUGUGUUUGAUAGACAAACCGAUAAGCUAAUUAUCAAGACGUAUCCGAAUGGAUUUAAUGAAGAAGCGAUUUUGGAAGAGUACCAAAUUCUUGAUGUGAUUGAGUUCUCGUCAGUUAGAAAAAGAAUGUCGGUAAUUGUUCGCUUUCCAGAUGGAAGAAUAUGUUUGAUUUGUAAAGGAGCCGAUAACAUUAUUUUGGAAAAAUUGAAAAAUUCAAAAUUGGCCAAAGUCAAAGCUAAGGAAAUAUCUGCUCAAUCUGCUGAAAGAAAGAUGGAAGAAGCAGAUGUGAUUUUGCAAUCGAGGUUUUCGCAAGAUUUGGAAUCCAGGAAAUCUGGCUUGUCUAUGCGCCAGAGCUUCAAUAUUAGUAGUGCUGUCUCAAAUAGGAUGAACACUAUUGACAAUGCAUUAAUGGGUGUACAAGAAGAGGAAAUAGAAGAUAUUGCAGAAAGGGCUCGGAAGUCAUUACAUUUGCAACAAGCAAAACGAUAUACUUUUGAGCUUAAUGGGUCAGAAUUAGAGUCAGGAGAAGAUUUAGAAACGACGAAUAAUCAGAAUAAUCAUCAUCGAAUGCGUGCUGUAACUGCUACUACCGCCACUGCCGCCACUGCUGCUACUAAUGUCCACUUUAUACCCAAUGAUAAGUUACUUGUCAAUGAGGAGUUUUUGAUUGAAAAGACGUUGGAGCACAUUGAGGAAUACUCGACAGAAGGAUUGAGAACAUUACUCUACUCAUUCAAAUGGUUGGAUAAAAAGGACUACGAAGCAUGGCAUAAUGAGUAUACAGCUGCAAAAACAGAGUUAACAGAUCGAGCAAAAUUAGUAGAGACUAUUGGUGGAAAAAUUGAAAAUAACUUGGAGUUGGUUGGAGCAACUGCAAUCGAAGAUAAAUUACAAGAUGGGGUAAGCGAAGCAAUUGUGAAGUUGAGACGUGCCGGUAUAAAGUUGUGGAUGCUUACUGGGGACAAACGAGAAACCGCCAUCAAUAUCGGGUAUUCUUGUCAACUCAUUAAAGAUUACUCAACCGUGGUAAUAUUGUCCAACGAUGAUGAACAGCUGGUCAUUAUUGAUUUAAUAAAUUCUACAUUGAAAGAUAUACAAGGCGGCCGUGUGGCACAUUGUGUAUUGGUCAUCGAUGGAAGUACUUUGGCCGAUGUCGAAGCUAAUCCUCAACUACUCUCCAACUUUCUUAACCUUUGCGUUGAAGUUGACUCAACAAUAUGUUGCAGAGCCUCGCCUUCGCAAAAGGCUAGUAUGGUUAGUGCAGUUCGACACUUGAAAAGUGAAGCUGUGACGUUAGCAAUAGGUGAUGGUGCCAAUGAUAUUGCAAUGAUACAAAGUGCGGAUAUCGGUGUUGGUGUCACUGGUAAAGAAGGGCUCCAAGCAGCAAGAUCUGCGGAUUAUGCAAUUGCCCAAUUCAGAUUCUUGCUUAAGCUUUUACUAGUCAAUGGACGUUACAACUAUGUUAGGACAUCCAAAUUCGUGUUGUGUACUUUUUACAAGGAACUAAUUUUCUAUUUGACCCAAUGCAUUUUCCAAAGAAAUACUUUAUUUUCUGGAUCGUCGAUGUAUGAAAGUUGGUCUUUAUCAAUGUUCAAUACUUUGUUUACUUCCCUUCCAGUGAUAUGUAUAGGUAUGUUUGAUAAAGAUUUGAAACCGGCAACAUUGUUGGCAGUACCCGAACUUUAUUCCAAGGGAAGACUAUAUCAAGCUUUCAAUCUCAAGGUCUUUAUAUCAUGGAUGGUGUUGGCCACUUUACAAAGCAUUGGAAUAUGUUUUCUAGCAUUUUAUUGCUGGGGAUCGACUGCUUUGCGCGAUAAUACGGUAUUUGCUUUGGGGUCACUAAUGUUUGGUGCAUUGGUUAUCAUCAUUAAUGCAAAAUGCGUGCUUCUUGAAAUGCAGAACAGACAGUGGUUAGCAUUUGCUUCAUUCAUUAUAUCUGUGGGUGGGUUUGGUCUUUGGAAUGUGUUGAUUAUGUUUCUUUAUCGACUGAAAGAGUCAACCAUAUUUUUUGUUGCAUACGGCUUGUUUGAAUGGGGCCGUGAUCAAAGUUGGUGGGCCGCGUUGCUACUCUUUUCAACUAUACCCUUGUUGUUUGAUAUUUUCAUCAAGAUAUUCAAGUUUAUGUUCAAGCCAAAUGAUGAUGAAAUUUUCCGGGUUUACGAACAAGAUAUAGAAUUGAGAAGGUUUUUCGAAAAUACAGCUUACAAGGAAUUGUUUCAAAGUUGGACAUUCCCUCGUGACCAGUCUACCACAAAGGCCAGCUUUAUAAAGUUGUUCAAGAAAAUAGGAUUAUGUCGCGGCAGUAGCAGCAGUAGCAGCAGCAAUAAUAAUAAUAAUAAUAAUAAUAAUAAUAGCAAUAGCAAUAGCAAUAUGAACGUCAACACCAACACCAACAGCAACAACAGCAGCAGAUUAGAACUUGAUAUCGAAAUGAAUGAAAUGAAUGACAACCGCAAUACUAAUGACCCCAAUACUCAAUCCUCGAUUAAUAGGAAACGAGCUGGAACCAAUCCCAUGGAACAUGAAUUACCAUCGAGCGGCGAAGGGUAUAAGAUGUAUGGAAAUGAUUACUCCAGAUCGGUUGAUAGCGAUGGGUAUGAGACUUUGCCAAGUGGCAAAAGAGUGAGGAUUAAGAAAAGAAAAAGUAGAAUAAGCAAAUGGUCACUUUCAAAAGCUUUUGGAGUUUCGGACGACGAUGACGAUGUUGAUGCAAUAAUUGAUGCAAGGUUAAGAAAUUUAAGGGCAGAAGAAGAGGGUAAUUGA
Messenger RNA from Lodderomyces oxycetoniae, 5652 nucleotides. Its product is annotated as aminophospholipid-translocating P4-type ATPase. Gene Ontology annotation, molecular function: ATP hydrolysis activity; ATPase-coupled intramembrane lipid carrier activity; ATP binding. The coding region runs from base 1 to 5652 and encodes 1883 amino acids. The transcript has a single exon. The record is from RefSeq and is a predicted model, not a curated record. Gene Ontology annotation, cellular component: plasma membrane. NCBI's taxonomy places the organism in Eukaryota, Fungi, Ascomycota, Pichiomycetes, Serinales, Debaryomycetaceae. Gene Ontology annotation, biological process: post-Golgi vesicle-mediated transport; phospholipid translocation; endocytic recycling.